UACUGCUCGCAUACUGAAAUAUAUUAGGCUACAUCCUUUUUUUGAUCUACGAGGGAGUGUUAUUUAAAGUGGCAAAUUGCAAUUGUGUUUUUGAGAAAGACGUCUAGCAGGGCAUUUUUGUUUCGCUAAUGAAGGUGUAUAUAAGUAAAGCGAAAUAGAAGAUAUAAAAAUAACGACAAUUUUAAAGGAGAAAGCUGAUCCCUUCAGUUCUCACGACAUAUUGGUUGGGAUCUUACUUAUAGAAGAGAAUUUCAGGAUGAAUAGGAAGCUGAUUGAAUGCACUUUGGCGUUGGUAAUCAUUCUCUGUAUGAUUUCAGAAAGCGAACCAUUUCCAGCGUAUCUACUUAAGAUGAGCAAAAACUACAAAGCACCAAAAGGAGACGAAAUGAAACGUUACUUGAAUUAUCCUUUAAAAGAUUAUUUCAGUCUUUUUGAUUCUGAUAACGAAGAUCAAGACACUUUGAGGCAGCGUCAAGUUUUAGAGCCAGGUUAUGGGUUGAGCAAAGAGAUGUUAGAAGUAUUAAAGGGUAGAAAAAAGGAAAUAGAAGAUUACAUGUUCGAGCUAUUGGAUAUAUAAAAUAUAUAGAGUAUUACUUUCGUAAUUUCGCAAAAAAUAUGAAGUAGAAACAAAAAUUAA
This is a messenger RNA of Hydractinia symbiolongicarpus, 637 nucleotides long. RefSeq lists its product as uncharacterized. Lineage: Eukaryota; Metazoa; Cnidaria; Hydrozoa; Anthoathecata; Hydractiniidae. The transcript has 2 exons. The record is from RefSeq and is a predicted model, not a curated record. The coding region runs from base 257 to 577 and encodes 106 amino acids.